AUGGCUACCUUGGCCACACUCGUUCUGCCGGGCGAUGAGAUUCCCCACGGCGCGCUGCCCAAAGGAACCGGCAAGAAGAAGACGCUUACGCUGGGCCCGGGCUUGCGACACAUUCCGCCAAAUACCGUCGCGACGACUGUUGCGGGCGCACUGGCGACCGACGACAAGAAGAAUGCUGCUCUGGUCGAUUACAACAGCGGGAGGUAUCUUCCCUUCGUUGGCGACCUAGUCAUAGCCACCGUCAACGGCUCUGCCGCAGAGAACUUCAACUGCCUGCUUACCCCGAACACGUCUCCUGCAACCCUUCCCCAUCUCGCUUUCGAGGGUGCCACCAAGAAGACCCGCCCACAGCUCCCGCCGAAUUCGCUGGUCUACUGUCGCAUUGCUAGUGCGGGCAGGGACCUACCUCCCGAACUCACCUGUGUAGACCCCUCGACCGGGAAAGGCGAGGGCCUUGGUUUGUUGAAGAGCGGCAUGUUGUUCCAUAUCAGCUUGGGCAUGGCGCGUAGGAUGCUCGCGGCAAAAGGCGGAAUCACCCUGUUGGACCUUGUCGGUGCGAAAGUAGGCUUCGAAGUUACGGUUGGCCGAAAUGGUCUCGUACACAUAGACGGAGGAAAUGUGAAGACGACUCUUGCAAUUGGCCGGGCUAUACAAGAGGUGGACCAAGGCGCAUUCGGCGAUGAGAGGCAGAAGAAGCUUGCCGCAGAUGUCCUGAAAAACCUCUGAUCGCCCGACCCCUACGUCAACAACCGACGAAGAAGAUCUCAGCAAGGGCAAGGCAGUGGCCGCGCGCUCAAUUUUGAGCACGUUCAGCUUAUACAUUGUUUUGGAGAGCGUCAAUGAGUUCCCUUCUUGGUCAUUCGCGAGAACCAGCAAUUGGCGGAAGAUGUGCAGGAUUCAACCUGCAGGUCCAUCGAAUGAGAUGUCUCCGCUUCGGCCAUCGAGUGUCACCGCGCCUAAACCGCGCUGGAGGCAGUCAAGAUAUUGGUCAUAGGCUUACUUCUAGUCACAACACGACCGUAUAUGUGCUCCAAGUUACCGCACCACCAUUCUUGGCCCACCACGCCUAGUCACGGAUCCAAAUAGGAUAGCAAUGAAAGCUAAGGUUCCGGUUCUAGGUGGGAACUGCUAAUGGGUGACGAACUGGUACACGACGUCACUUCCGUAUGAGAAGCUUGACAAACCUAGAAAAA
This is a messenger RNA of Cucurbitaria berberidis CBS 394.84, 1193 nucleotides long. RefSeq lists its product as uncharacterized. The transcript is spliced from 2 exons. NCBI's taxonomy places the organism in Eukaryota, Fungi, Ascomycota, Dothideomycetes, Pleosporales, Cucurbitariaceae. Gene Ontology annotation, molecular function: RNA binding. Gene Ontology annotation, cellular component: cytoplasmic exosome (RNase complex); nuclear exosome (RNase complex). Bases 1 to 726 code for a protein of 241 amino acids. The record is from RefSeq and is a predicted model, not a curated record. Gene Ontology annotation, biological process: nuclear polyadenylation-dependent rRNA catabolic process; exonucleolytic trimming to generate mature 3'-end of 5.8S rRNA from tricistronic rRNA transcript (SSU-rRNA, 5.8S rRNA, LSU-rRNA); poly(A)-dependent snoRNA 3'-end processing.